AUGCCUUCUAUCUCAGGUCAUUCACUCCUCGUCAUCGGCGGCUCCUCAGGAAUAGGGUUUGGGGUCGCACAACUUGCCUUACAACAGGGUCUCAGCGUGGCGAUUGCUUCAUCGAAUAAAUCUCGUGUCGAUAAUGCUGUCAAAAGAUUGAAAGAUGCUUCCCAACCCGAACCGAUCAAGGUUGCGGGAUACACGGUUGACUUGAGCAAUUCAGACGUGGAAUCCCAGUUGGAAAGGCUUCUUAUCGAUGCGAAAAAAGGAUUUUAUGACCAGCCGCUCGAUCACAUAGUAUUUACCGCCGGCGACUCACUUCAGCAUCGCGAAACAAGCGAUAUCGACUUGGAAUUUAUCCAGCGAAGCGGGAUGGUACGAUUCGUGGCACCAUUACUUCUCGGGAAACUUACCUCUCGGUUUCUCAAGAACCACUGGACCUCUUCCAUAACCUUGACGGGGGGCAAAGUCGCUGAUAGACCGAUGCCGCAAUAUACAGUGCUCACAUCAUACGCGGCUGGAGUUGAGGGUAUGACGCGGAAUCUCGCACUUGAUCUGAAACCUAUCCGGGUCAACCUUGUCAGCCCUGGAGCAGUAAAGACGGAAAUUUGGGGACCUGCUCCCGCCUCAAUAGAGGACACUCUUAGUAAAAAGAUUGCUUUGGGGAAGGUAGGGAGUGUGGAAGAGGCAGCAGAAGCAUAUAUUUAUCUGAUGAAGGACACGAAUUCAACAGGAAGCAUCAUUCCUACAAAUGGAGGAGAGCUUUUGCUAUAG
Molecule: messenger RNA, 765 nt
Organism: Talaromyces rugulosus
Lineage: Eukaryota; Fungi; Ascomycota; Eurotiomycetes; Eurotiales; Trichocomaceae
Exons: 1
Coding region: 1-765 (254 amino acids)
Molecular function (GO): oxidoreductase activity
Source: RefSeq, a predicted model, not a curated record